AUGUCAUCCGAUAGUUCUUUUACUGCUUUGGUUUAUGAUUAUGCAGGGCUUUGUCCCACUUUAAAUUUGUUGGGUACCACUAUUGAAUGCAAUAUGUCUGGUAAAACAGUCAGAACGGGCAUAUCUGUGGAGGAUCCUUCUGUGAGUCAUUGUGCUGACCAUAACUCUGUUGGACAUUUCUCUGUUGACAGAGAGAGCAAAAAGGAUGUCACAGAAGCGAGUUAUCAUUUGUCUUUACUCCUUGUAUUUGCAGGCUGUGGUGAGCACCUUGUUAGGACCAUCCUUGCCAGGGAGUGUUCCCUUGCACUGCAGGCUGAAGAUGCACAUCAAGCUUUGCUAGAGUCUAUGCAAAACAAAUUUAUUGGCUCCCCAUUCCUGGCUAAUGAAGACAGCAUCCUAGGUGGCGUAAUUGUGCUUCGAUCAUGCAGGUGUUCCUCAAAGAUAGACUCCACAGGAGAUAAACAGGCUCUACUGGUGGAGUUCCUGUGGAGUCAUACAACAGAGAGCAUGUGUGUGGGAUAUAUGUCUGCUCAGGAUGGCAAAGCUAAGACACACAUUUCUCGGCUUCCUCCAGGCGCAGUCGCUGGCCAGUCUGUAGCUAUUGAAGGUGGAGUAUGCAGGCUGGAAAGCUCUCUCGGCUGAACUACAUGCUUCCCUGGCUGAAGAUUCCACCCAAAAAAAUUUAGUUGGGGGUGGUGAAUGCAACUAGCUCACAUCCAUGGCCCUGCUCACAUGAUGCACCUUUUUGGAUAAACUGCACUGUGCAUAUUCUCUUCCUCCUCUCCUGCUGUCUGUGCUU
Nanorana parkeri is the source of this 799-nucleotide messenger RNA. Its product is annotated as threonine aspartase 1-like. Gene Ontology annotation, biological process: protein maturation. The coding region runs from base 1 to 642 and encodes 213 amino acids. Lineage: Eukaryota; Metazoa; Chordata; Amphibia; Anura; Dicroglossidae. The record is from RefSeq and is a predicted model, not a curated record. The transcript has 7 exons. Gene Ontology annotation, molecular function: threonine-type endopeptidase activity.